AGCUGGAAUCUUUCUCGGCAGCACCCACUUGGCCAAAGGAACCGACAAGACUACGGUGCUUAUGAGAUGGCAGCCUUUCUGCUGCUGCUUGUCCUUGGACUGCUUCUUGUAGAGCCUUCCGAAAGCAAAACGAAGGGGGCCAGGGAACAAUUUUCCCAGGAAGAGACGCCACCUGCUGCAAAACAGACUCCUGAGGAAUCAACAAACUCAACCCUGUCAGAUGAAAACAUCAGCCUCGGCAUAUCCAAGCACGUGAUGUCUGCCCCACCCCGAACAUCCAGAAGGCUAUCUUUUGUCAUCCCCAAGAGAAAUACUGUGAGGAAUGGCAGGGACUGUGUACAUAGCCCGAGAGUCUGGAGAACAGAUGUAGAGGUGAAUGAGUCUUGCCAGUUGGACAAUAACUUUAUCCACGGCUCCAUGGAUGUGAGCCACGGAAUUCCCAAGGCCACCAGCGGCAAGUGCGAACAAACACCUAACCUAAGAUACUGUGAUAGCUUAGGACUGGAGUGUACCAUGUGCAAGGUCCUUGCAGGCCACCAGUGCCCCAGGUACCAUGAGCACAGGAUAACCUCAUUAAAGAGAAUCUUGACGGUGCUGACAAGCCAUUCUCUGAUGAGCUGGUUAGUUACUGGCUGUUAGGUUGGAAAUCACAGGCUUUGGGACUAAGGAAGGACUGGUUCAUGGUCAUUGUUACUUCUACCCUUCUGCUUCAUACAUCUUUGCUCUGGUACCCGGUGAACACUGUACUAACCCGAGGAGUGACACAAAAUAGCCCACUACAGCACAAGCUCAUUAAGAUUUGUAACUGAUCCUAGAACACACACUCCUAUUCUCGCUCUCGCUCUCGCUCCCUCAAACUGAAUUCCUUCCUAGUUUAGCUAUAAAGCUGCCCCAAAGCUGAGGUUGUCCAAGCGGACAAAGGUAAGGAGAGUGAAUGAGGGUGAGGUAUGCACUCAGUCCUGCUCUUCCAAGGAGGGUGAGCAUGUGUGUGCAGCUGAGACUGCCUGCCUCCCACCCAGCUGGGGGUUGCCUGCCCUCCGGGAGAUGUCUCAGCGUCCACAGUUCCAGCACUGUACAACCUGCAUUCGUCUGCCACUGUUCCUAUCUCAGGACUGCUGCAGAGAGAAAAUGAAGCUCUUGUCACAGCCAGGCAACGUCUUGCUACGCUAGAGCUGUUCCCUCGGAGGGGGCAAACCAUGGGAAAUACGGAAAGUAGUGUUGGAGGUGUCAAGUUUACAACACUUUUCAGGCAGGGUUAUCUUCAAUCUCGAUGCUUUCUCUACCAAUCGUAAGCCCUCAGAGUCAACAGUGCGUGAAGCACAGACUGUUACUGCAAUGUUACUCAUAGUUGUGCAAAUGUAUGUGCCCGUUUGCCCUCUGAUGUCUUUCCCUCACCGCAGGACAACUAACUCCCUUUUUAAACAUCCUUAUUUGAAAUAAACGCGUGCAAAUGA
Messenger RNA from Rattus rattus (black rat), 1454 nucleotides. It is a transcript of the gene Rnase11, whose product is annotated as ribonuclease A family member 11 (inactive). Lineage: Eukaryota; Metazoa; Chordata; Mammalia; Rodentia; Muridae. The record is from RefSeq and is a predicted model, not a curated record. The coding region runs from base 67 to 639 and encodes 190 amino acids. Gene Ontology annotation, molecular function: nucleic acid binding. The transcript has 2 exons.